UUGCUUAUCCUUGCUAGUCAGCGAAUCAAUUACGGUGCUGAAUCAUCAGCGGCAGCCACAGAUGGCGAAAGAGAUCCGGAUCGAAAGGAGCUCCGUGGCCCUCCGCCAACACCCGUUGAAUGGACAAUCUUGGUUUGGGUUUUUGGACUAAUUUGGGUUGAAAUCAAGCAGUUGUGGAAUAGCGGACUUUACGACUAUUGCACAGAUCUGUGGAAUAUACUCGACUUCAUCACCAAUGCGCUGUAUCUGUGCACGUUUGUCCUAAGGCUCGUCGCUUAUUUACAGGCAAGUAAUUCAAAAAGAAUAACACAACUCAUGCUAUAA
Molecule: messenger RNA, 324 nt
Organism: Gongylonema pulchrum
Lineage: Eukaryota; Metazoa; Nematoda; Chromadorea; Rhabditida; Gongylonematidae
Source: the annotation of a GenBank genome assembly